Molecule: messenger RNA, 4222 nt
Organism: Cottoperca gobio
Lineage: Eukaryota; Metazoa; Chordata; Actinopteri; Perciformes; Bovichtidae
Product: protein FAM83F-like
Exons: 5
Coding region: 1589-3151 (520 amino acids)
Biological process (GO): signal transduction
Molecular function (GO): protein kinase binding
Source: RefSeq, a predicted model, not a curated record
UGCAUGUCUGUCUGUCUCUCUGUCUGCAUGUCUGCCUGCCUGCCUGUCUGCCUGUCUGCCUGUCUGUCUGCAUGUCUGUCUGUCUGCAUAUCUGUCUGUCUGUCUGCAGGUCAGAGCUCUCUACAGUUUCACCGCUAAAGAAACAGACGAGCUGGAGUUCAACGCUGGCGACGUCAUCACGGUCACGGAGUGCUCUGACCGAGGCUGGUGGACAGGCCAGCGGGGGGGCAACACAGGCCUGUUCCCCUCCAACUACACCCGGCCCCUCUGAGAGGAACACACACACAACUCAUGUAUCUCAUCAACACACACACACACACACACACGCACACACACACACACACUCAUACACACACACACACACUCAUACUCAUACACACACACACACACUCACACACACACACACACACGCACACACACACUCACACACACACACACACACACACACACACACACACACAACAUUUUCAAAUUGUAAAAUGUUUAAUUAAAGUAAGUUGACAAUAGUAAGGUUUUAUACAUGCUCUUGACCUUCCCUAUCCAGUGGUGGAUGUAACUCAGUACUAUACGUGAAAUGUCUAUAAGUACAAUGUUGACUUUAAACUUCUUCUACUUCUACACACCACAAUAUUCAUGUUCAACGAUAUUUAUUUAAUUGCUGCUUGUUACUCUUCAGAUUACAGUUGUACAUGAAAGGAAUGUAUCCAUUCAUAAAAUGUAAUGCGAUGUUGUAGAUUAGACUAUGUAACAUAUCCACAUUAAAAUCCUUUUAUCGUGUUAAUGCAUCAGUAAUAAUGUUGUGAAAUGUAUUUAAAUGGUGUCAUUGUGCAUGAUGAAAACUUUGACUUUUAAUACUUUAGUAGUUUAGUACAACAAUCUAGCAGUAUCCAUGUUGUAUUAUUGUAAUUUAGGAACCUUUCAAAUUGUAUUUGACGCUCAUCCUCCAUAAAACACGUGCAAACACAUAAUAGGGAUGACCAAGUGCAAAGGGAUAUAAGAAAACCAUAUGCAUGCAUGAAUGUUUAUACAUGCAGAACACACACCCAUUAGUUAAUAUGCACAACCUGUAGGUGAGUAAUGCAGAGUCAGUGUAUUACCUGGGCUGGUCUGUAGUGUGCUGCAUAAACAAGAGGUGACUUGGAAGGCAAAGAGAAACCGCUUCCAGCCCGGCAUGUUUCCACAGAACCAGCAUCACUGCUGCAUUUACGGUCCGUCUGUAAGUCGAUCCUUCUGAUUGGAUAUUCACAAUGUUAUCACUCCGGUAUUUAAAGGUGAGAUAAAGGUACAGAUGUUAAACAACAACAGGACAUGUUGAUUGUGUUCAGUAAUUUAAUCAAGGCUUCAUUUUACACUUUGACUGUCUCUUUGGCGUGCCUGUAUUCCAGUACUCUGUAUUCCAUUUUUACAUGAAGGCAACAUGGGUUGUCCGCGAGCCCCGCCUCUCUCCAACACGAGCAGGUAAGAAAACUUCCCCAGGCUGACUCUACCUGUCCGGCGUCCCACAGCGCAGGUAGGGGUUAGCAAACAGACCCCCCCCCCCCCAGGGAGGGAGAUACUUUCUGAGCUCCAGGUGACCGCCGCCACAGCCAUGGCCGAGUCCCAACUCAUGUGCAUGGAGGACGGCCGCAUCGGAGCCAAGGUCCCGGAGUCCAAACCGGAGUUCUACUACAGCGAGGAGCAGCGCGCGGCCAUCGAGGAGCUGCUCAAGAAUGGCGACGGCGCCUUCAAAAUGCGACUCAAUGACGACAAAAUGACAGACUUCUUGUCGGCCAGAGAAGUCAAGAUGUUGCUGAACACUUUCAAACUUUACGACUUGGGUGAUGACAGCAGCAGCCAAAGCCCGGAGCCCAGUGCGGAGCAGGCAGCCGCCGGCACCGACGCGGAUUCAGGGGUCCAUUCUACCUACUGGCCCCAGAUGUCGGACACCGAGGUGCCGCCGCUGGAUCUCGGCUGGCCCAGCGGGGGGUUCUUCAAAGGGGUGACCCGGGUGGCCGUGCACACACACCCGCCGAAACCCAACGGACCUCACAUUAAAGAGGUGGUGCGGCGACUCAUCCAGGAGGCCAAUAAGGUGAUCGCGAUAGCGAUGGACAUGCUCACAGACGUCCAGAUCCUGCAGGACCUGAUGGACGCGGCCGGUCGGCGCUCGGUGCCCGUUUACAUUGUGUUGGAUAACCAAGCUGUUCCACACUUCCUGGAUAUCUGCCACAGGCUGAAGAUCGGCUCACAGCACCUUCGGAAUAUCCGAACCAGAACGCUUCAAGGCAACGGCUUCAGUUUGUCCUUCGGCAGACUGCCAGGCUCGCUCUGUAACAAGUACAUGUUGGUCGACGGGGACAAAGUGGUGUUUGGCUCGUACAGUUUCUCCUGGUGUACGUCUCGUAUGGACCGGAACAUGAUCACUGUGAUGACGGGGCAGGUGGUCGACUCCUUCGACCAGGACUUCCGUGAGCUUUACGCCAUCUCUGAGAAGCUGGACCUCUACAAGGAGUUCCACAUCAGCCCACCGGCCACUAACGCUACAAUACGCUCCAAAGUGGGCUCAAAGCGCCCGCCUCUAACGGCGACCACAUCCCGCUUCCAGGUUAGCUUAGGGGAUUCGCGGAAACCUGGCAUCCAGGUGCCUGCACACAAAUUCUACAACCCCAAAUACUCACUGGUGUUCGGGGACAUCCAACGUCCAACGGGGUCUCUGCAGGAGCCUGGACCCAAGAGAGGCUUGGCACUGGCUGAGGUUGCUGAGGAAAUGGACCCGGGGAGGCCACGAGUGACCAGCAGCGAGCGGGUGGACCAGCUGAGUCCGCUGCCAUCAGAAGCCCCGAGUGAAAUCUUCAAGUUGCCAAAUGGAGUCACGCAGGACAAGAAGGGGCGAGUCGGGUGGAGGCAGAAGUUUUCCAGGAAGAAAUCAUCCAGUAAGGAUGUUUUGGAUCCCGACCCGGCGGGCAGUACGUGCCCGUCGCCCACAGAAACGAACAGGACGGACGAGAACGAGGACAACUUUGAGGUGAUCGUGAAAACUCCGUCCAAAUGGAGAAAUAAGAAAUUACUUAAAUCGGGCCGGACGACAAAGUCCACGCAAUCUGUCAACACUGCGCAGGACAAUGAGAGUGUCACGAGUCAACGUCGGAAACAGCCAUGUAAAGUGUCCUGAUGGAACCUGCAGGCGUCUCAACAUGGACUACAAACUGACACUGACUUUGAUUGUGCAAUAUUGUAAGUACUUGAUGCAGCGCCUUACAGAAAGACGCAUGAAUGUUGAGAGAUUUUAUCCGUUUGGUGCCAAAUUGAAAAUAUUGAGUCGACACUGCUCGGGUGUGUCGGAGAGGGUUAAUGAGUUAUUCUCUGGUGAUCGGUUGCAGCUUCAUUGUUCUUGAUGCUGAUAAACAAGAUGUUACGUUGAUCCUACUGGGGGGGGGGUUAUUUCUGCAAACAGAAGUUGUGUUCAGGUACAAGAGAAUUCAUGACCUCUUCAAACAUCCAAAAGGUGAAAAUGAGUCCAGAUCAGCAGGUCAAUGAUGAAAGAUAAAUAUGCACCUGUCUCACCGUGUAGUGAUGCAUUAUGGGCCUUUACAUGUGUGCAGUACUGUAAUAUGUUCUUAUGUGUUACUUCUACAGUGUGCUCAAUAAAUGCUUUCUGAUGAUGAAAAUAAUUAAAUUCUUUAUCGUAAGAUUGUCUAUAAAUUGUAGUCUGACAAUGAUUUUUAAUUUUAAAUAGAAUUUUUAUUUAAAUUGUAAUUGUUUUUCCUUUUUAAAAUUCAUGUAAUGUGAUGAUAGCUCCACCUAGUGGUGAGACACAGAAGUGCGUCGACAUUAAUAGGACGUUAAAAGUGAUGAUCCCGCCCCUGCUUCUCUUUUCUGGUCUUUGCAAACAGGUCAGACCUCAGAGAGGAACCACAGGCCUGAUGGGAACUCAGAGCAGAGUUAAGGGGCUGCGGGGGGGGGUUAGGGUUAUGGUGGUGCAACACUGAAACAGGAAGUCAGAGCUGCAGCAGGAAGAGGCGUUAACUAAUUCAUUAUAGGCAUGAACAUAUGUUAUUUCCUGUGAGAAUUACAUCUUAAUGUUCAUCUCAAAACACAACAAGUUCAGCGAGAGGGCUUUUCACUUGAUCAGAAUGUCAUCAAAUGUUCACUAUUGAUUGAUUAAAACAAACAUUUUCUGCUAUGUGUCACUUUAUCUUUAUAGAUUUGUAUGUUUUAAAACAGGAUCUUUAAACAAUGUAGG